This is a messenger RNA of Thrips palmi, 2574 nucleotides long. It is a transcript of the gene Sap30, whose product is annotated as histone deacetylase complex subunit SAP30 homolog. NCBI's taxonomy places the organism in Eukaryota, Metazoa, Arthropoda, Insecta, Thysanoptera, Thripidae. Gene Ontology annotation, cellular component: histone deacetylase complex. Gene Ontology annotation, molecular function: protein binding; transcription coregulator activity. Gene Ontology annotation, biological process: regulation of DNA-templated transcription. The coding region runs from base 372 to 878 and encodes 168 amino acids. The record is from RefSeq and is a predicted model, not a curated record. The transcript is spliced from 4 exons.
UGCAGUGUCUGUGAAAGUGAGGUGUCUGCCUCCGAGCCGCUGUUGCUGAUCGUGCGAACGCGAACGCGUUUCGAGCUUAGCAAAUCGUGGAAGCGCAGGUCCAGGGCCGCUCUCUACAUCUGCCUCCAGUUUGGAUAACACGCCGCUGGCUGUUGACUCCCGCAGCUUCGCCAUGGGUGUGCGUUCUGCUUUCUGCAGGCCUGGCGUCUGCCGCUACUGCUGUGUCGUCAACGCGUUGGUCGCCGUGACAAUAUGGGUUGGGGUAACCCUCCCGCUGCAUGCCCGUUGCUGCUUGCAAACCGCCGCAGUCGCCGUUGUAGGGCGCAAAGAAACGGGCAGAGAAGUGUUCAUUUAUCAGUAUCUUGUUCAAGAUGAAUGGGUUCAGCACAGGAGAGGAAGACUCUCGAGGCGCUCCCGACCAGGUCUGCUGUCUGGUGGAUGAGGGGGACAGGUGCAAACGCAUCGCUGGCAAUGCCUCCUACAGCAAACGCAUUCAAAAGACUGUCACCCAGAGGCGACUCCGGUUACACUUGGAUGCUAUGGCACGGCACAUAUACAUCUGCGACUACCACAAGAACAUGAUCCAGUGCGCAAGGACCAAAAGGCGAAGAAAGGAUUCUGAAGAUGACUCCAAUGAAACAGACACUGAUCUGCCUGAGGUGGACCUUUUCCAGCUCCAAGUUAAUACCCUGCGCCGCUACAAGAAACAUUACAAAGUUUCGACCCGACCAGGCCUCAACAAAGCUCAGCUUGCCGAUGUGUUAAUGAAGCACUUCAAAACAAUACCAGUCAUAGAAAAGGAGGCUUUGACAUUUUUCAUUUACACUGUUAAGUCAAAUAGCAAUAAACUUGAACAGAGGAACGGUGACUCCAUUUGAAAUAAUGUACCACUAGAUUGUAGGUAGGUUUUAAUAAAUUUUAUUUUAUCAUAUAAUUUAUAUGUACUAAAGUAUUUUGUUUUCUUUUAAAAGAAAUUUUAUCCUUUUAACUAAAAGGAUGCCAUAGGCACUAUGAACUGUAUUUGUUAUUGCUCCUUUUCUAAUUGUUUGUCAAGCUUCUCAUCAUGGAGAAAUAAGAAACUUAUGAAUUUGUUAUAUUGAUGUAGAACCUACUUUGUAUCUAUCAUUACAUGGUUUCUAACCAGCCUAAUCUGGCCCCCUAGUCUUGUUUGAAUUGACUUGUGUUCAUGAUCUUGAAGAUUGUUCUGCAGUUCUCAAAUUCUGCAUUUUAUAAUGUUACUCAGUGUCAUACUAUUGGUUCUGUUGAGUUUAUGAUGAAGUGUUAUAAAUUGUGAGAGUUAGUGUAGCCUUGCUAAAAUCACUAAAAGUCUUCAAUUGACAUAAAGCUUUAAUAAUCUUCUAUGUGAUCAUUUACACAUUAAGUCUAUCUGCUAUUUGUCUUCUUUUAUAUCAUCAAGUAUGUAGUGAAGAAGUUAAAUGCUGCUCUCAGAUAUGACAGGGUAGUUUCUACUUCCGUAGUAUUGCUAGAAUCUUCUAUGCUUGCUUACCAGCAGUAGUUCACACUUAUGAUCAUUGCACUCAUUCCUCUUGUAAGCUUAGUAUUCUUUUUUUAAAAAAAAACAGUGGCUUUUUGUUGACGCUCUAGGCUUGUAAAAAUUUUCUCUCAGAAGGGCUGGGGAAACAUCAAUUACUUUUAAGGUUGCAAAGGUGUGAUAUCAUGUUACGACAGUUACAGCUAUGAGUAUUGACUGUGCCAUGUUGAUGCAAUUGUUGUUUUAUUUUAUUGUUGGCCUUACUCUUCCUACUAAUAAGCGGAGACUGCUUAUUGUAGCUUUGUGGUUGAAGGUCGCUCUUGCCUGCCACAUGGUGCUCAAUCUCAUGGUUACCUGGCUAUAUGUAAGUGGUUUUCAUUCCACCCAAGAGUGCUUCCUUCUGAGUAACAUAAAAUUGGCGGCCAUCAACUUAGAUGAGCCCUGUAAGGUUUUGUUUACAUUAAGUAACUGAUAAGUAAAAUGGCUAUGAAUUCAUAAUAUUUUAUGAGGAAUUAGUAUUUCAAAUGUAUCUCAUUAAUUACUUCAAUCACUUUUGAAAUAGUAUUUUUUGUUGCUUUUAAAUUUAUGGUUGUCCAUUCAUUGUUUUAUGUUCUUGGAGGCAAUUUUGUGUUCAUCAAUUUUGAUGUAUCUGAAGCUAGCUAGCUAGCUGAUAAGUAGCUUUAUUUAGACCUAUAUUUGUAGAUUUGUAUUGGUGGGUUUUGUUCACUGUGAUUCAGAUACUGUCCACUAAAAUAUUUGUUAUCACAGUUGAGGCCAAGCUCGUUCUGGACACUUUUUCUGAAUGUUUGUUAAUUUUUACCAAUCCUUUAUUUUUUUGUGUGUCUGAGACCAUUGCUGGAGGAAUAAUACCCUACUAUAUUUAUAUGCACAAUUGAAAAACUGAAUACCUUAAUGAACUUUAUGAGUUACCAUCUUUUACUUAUGUCAGUUCAUAAUGUAGAGGGCUGUGUCCAGUAGACAAGCUAUACUUUAAAGCCAUAGAAGUAGGAUGAGAAUGAGACAUUUCCAAUCAACUUAAUUCUUGUUCUACAUUGCCCAUUAAAUAAACUUCAUCAUGUGUA